This is a messenger RNA of Heterobilharzia americana, 1242 nucleotides long. Lineage: Eukaryota; Metazoa; Platyhelminthes; Trematoda; Strigeidida; Schistosomatidae. The record is from the annotation of a GenBank genome assembly.
AUGUCGCUGAAUAAAGGAAUAGAGUUGGUCACUCGUGCCACAACUGAGGACAAGGCAAAAAAUUAUGAAGAGGCACUUAAGUUGUACGAACAUGCAAUCGAGUAUUUUAUCCAUGCAAUCAAAUAUGAGGCUCCUAGCGAAAGAGCAAAGGAAUCAAUUCAGUCCAGCUGCGCACGAUACUUGGACAGGGCAGAGCAGAUAAAGAAGUACAUGACAUCAAAAUCCCGUGAGAAAACUGAAGCUAAUUCUGGUGGUACAAAAGAAAAGAAAAGAGAUGAUUCCGACAAAGAAGAUGGAGAAAGUUCACGUUUCCAUACUCACGAAAGAAGCUUUAAAAGAAGCAGUGAUUUACCGAUCAAGUUUCCACAUUUAUUCACUGGGAAACGCACUCCCUGGAGAGGUAUUCUCCUAUAUGGCCCACCUGGAACUGGCAAAUCACUUCUGGCCAAAGCUGUUGCAACCGAAGCAAACAAUUCAACAUUUCUUUCUGUCUCAAGCUCAGACUUGGUCAGCAAGUGGCUUGGUGAAUCUGAAAAAUUGGUGAAGUCGUUAUUUACAUUGGCUAGAGAAAAUAAACCAAGCAUAAUAUUUAUCGAUGAAGUUGAUUCACUUUGUGGAUCACGUAAUGAUAACGAGCCGGAGUGUACGAGGAGAAUCAAAACGGAAUUUUUAGUUCAGAUGCAACCAUUUCAGGGUGUCAGUUCGAAUACGGAAAAUGUUCUUGUAUUAGCAGCCACUAAUACUCCGUGGACCUUAGACUCUGGUAUACGUCGUCGUUUUGAAAAACGUAUCUAUAUCCCCCUUCCUGAAACAGGAGAACGUAUAACCAUGUUUAAAUGCAAUCUGGGGAACACUUCUCACAGUCUUUUAGAAAAGGAUUUUAUGGAACUAGGUGCAAGAAGUGCAGGUUAUUCGGGUGCAGAUAUAUCAGUUGUCGUUCGGGAGGCUUUAAUGAUGCCUGUUAGAAAAGUCCAGACGUCAACACACUUUAAACGAGUCUCUGGUCCUUGUCCUGCUGAUCCAUCAAAGGUUGUUCAUGAUCUUUUAAUGCCAUGUUCCCCUGGAGAUUCUGGCGCAAUUGAAAUGGACUGGAGAAAAGUCCCAAGCGAUAAACUCAAAGAACCUCCAGUUGCUAUGCAUGAUAUGUUGAGUUCAUUAGAACGGAACAAGCCAACUGUGAAUGCUGAGGAUUUAGCUAAACAUCGUAAAUUUACCGAUGAUUUUGGACAAGAAGGUUCUUGA